AGCCGGAUCGCAGAGACACAAUACUCGGAGCUGAGCUCAGACAGCAUCAGAUGGGAGGGAUGGAGAGGCUAGGACAAGGCAGUUCCAGCAAGAGGACGAUUGGAGGAAUAGAAAAUGAUGAAAGGAGGGGGUCUCUCCUUCCCACCAUUGGAGGGACUGGGGGUGGCAAUGGACCUUGAAACUCCUUCCUUGGACUUUCUCCCGUAACACAUCACACUUCCACAUCCUCAAAGCAAGUGGAUAACAUUGUAAUCUCACACUUCCCCCCUUCUUCUCAAUCUUUUCCCUCUGCCUCAUCUCCAAAAAAAAAAAAAAAAAACUCCAGCACCCCACACCUUGCCUGUCCUCUUCUCACCUUCACCAUAGACAGACAGUGGCUGGUUCAAUGGGGGAAGGUCUGAUUCCUGAUCUCUGGACAGGUGACUGUGCCCUGAGCUAGGAAGACUCCACAAGCUUCUCUUCUCUAAGUGGAGACCAGUUCUCUUAAGACAAUGGAUCUCCUCACCUGGGCAUUUGCCAUGUUCUGCCAGUGGAUUCUGCACAAGGUGCUUUGUUUAGAAGGCCAUAUGACAAAAACAUUAGGAUACCUGGACUUGGGGGCAACAGGAAUGGUAAAGAAUGGACCAUAUGGUACCACCAAGCCUCACUCACUCCAUCCACCCAGGGUUUUCCACAGUGAUCCUUUCAAACCAGCAAAACCUCCAAUGCAAUCUCCCAUGACUCCCUGGGAGUGGAGCAAGAAUCAAACACUGCUCACUGGUGGGAUUGGUCAAAGAGCUAAACGCAAACCUUCCAUGAAAACUGGGAGAACCAAGAAAAUCUUUGGAUGGGGAGAUUUCUAUUUUAACAUCAAAACCGUCAAGUUCAGUCUACUGGUGACCGGAAAGAUUGUUGACCACAUUAAUGGGACGUUCAGUGUCUAUUUUCGGCAUAACUCCUCUAGCCUUGGAAAUGUGUCUGUCAGUAUUGUUCCACCUACAAAAGUGGUAGAGUUUGACCUUCUACAGCAAUCUACAUUGGAUACCAGAGAAACAAAGACAUUUAACUGUAGGGUGGAAUAUGAAAACACCAACAAAGCCUUGAAGAACAAACCCUGCCUCUAUGAUCCAGCCAAAAACUGCUAUAUGGAACAUACCCAAAGUCAUGCCGCAUGGCUUUGUGCUAAACCAUUCAAGGUCAUUUGCAUCUUUAUCUCCUUCUACAGUAUUGACUACAAGCUGGUGCAGAAAGUGUGUCCAGAUUACAAUUUUCAAAAUGAUCACCCCUACUUUGGUUGAUGGACACACUAACAGGGAGGUCAGAAAACAGGUUUAUGUAGGAAGGUGAGGUUUUAAUGCUUUAGGUUUGAGGUUUUUUUUGUGUAUGGUAGGGCAACCAUAUUAAUGGUAUUAAUAAGAAUGGGUCAUUUCAGAUUGUACCCAUAUUAAAAUGUUUUAAUCAUCACAAAACAAGAGUGACAUAACAACAGAUGCAUGACUCUGCCCCUGAUAUUUUUAGGACUAACUGACCUAUCAGGUAAUUAUCUGGAACAUUAAACUCAUCUUAUGUUAUCAGCUAUGAAUUUUAACUACUCAAGUGCUCCGUUUAUGAAAAUCGCCUCAGUAUUACAAAAAAAAACUGCUGCCAAUCAUUUUGUUUUUCUUUAUUGGUAGUGAGUUUCAAUGAAACAUCAUUUCUUCAAGUAGCAACAAAAGAACCCUACAAAAAAAAAUGCAACACAAUAACAAAAACUGUUAUAUACUCAUCACGAAUGUAUUUAGGUUUAAUAUUUAUUUUUCUAACAUGUAGAUCAAUUUUGAUGAGUUAUGUCAAAGUAUACAUUUGGAUGACAGUUAACAGGUGCUCAAGGAUAAACAAAUUGGAUUAUUAUGUACAUGAUAAAUGGACAACAAUGUUCCCAUGGGAGGCAUAUUUCAUGAAAGGCUGCCUGUGUCUAUUCUAGAGUUUUUAUCAUUAUAAAUAUGUCUUAUCUCUUACUGAGCUUGUCUUAUUUUUGCAAUUCAUCACUAAGAUAAAUUAGUACUAAUACUGUUAAAUUAUUUGGGAUUCGGUGUCUCACAGAAACAUAUGUCCACUAAAUACAGUAAAGUAGUGCAAAAUAUUUUUAAAUGCCAAAUUAAACUGGAAAAAGUAUAGGCAGAAAAUUUAGAAACACAAUUUCCUUAACUCUUAUAGUGCUUCAAAACAGUGCUUAAAACGGGAGUUCACCCUAAAAAAAAA
Molecule: messenger RNA, 2220 nt
Organism: Rana temporaria (common frog)
Lineage: Eukaryota; Metazoa; Chordata; Amphibia; Anura; Ranidae
Gene: NXPH4
Product: neurexophilin 4
Exons: 2
Coding region: 492-1277 (261 amino acids)
Molecular function (GO): signaling receptor binding
Source: RefSeq, a predicted model, not a curated record